Molecule: messenger RNA, 2762 nt
Organism: Nilaparvata lugens (brown planthopper)
Lineage: Eukaryota; Metazoa; Arthropoda; Insecta; Hemiptera; Delphacidae
Gene: coro
Product: coronin-1A
Exons: 10
Coding region: 385-1890 (501 amino acids)
Biological process (GO): actin filament organization
Molecular function (GO): actin filament binding
Source: RefSeq, a predicted model, not a curated record
CCACUGUUUCAACUUUCAACAAGCAAGCAAAGCAACAACGAUAUUCAGAUGACGUGCGUUAUGCCCAACCUCAAAUAAUAGUUAAAGUUUAAAAGGCAAUUACUUUUGUUAUACCGUUUCGUUAUGUUGUAAAUUUCUUAUUGAUGUAUGUGCUAGUGAUUAGUCAACGAAAUUAAUUUAUUUGAUUGGAGAAACUUUUACUCAGUUAUGUUUCCAAGUGAUGUUUUCGACAUUGCCAAAUAUGGCUGUGUGAUUCUCUAAUCUUUGGAACUCUACACCAGUUCCUUUCUCAAAAUUGUGUAUAUAGUGAAUCUGCCUGUUAUUUCAUCAACACAUAUGAUUUUUUUCUUUCUCUGAAGAUUUCCACAGAUAUACAUAUUCAAGAUGUCAUUUCGAGUUGUACGAACCAGCAAGUUUCGACAUGUCUACGGAAGCUCGCUGAAACGUGAUCAGUGCUACGAUAACAUUCGAGUGUCAAAAUCGUCAUGGGACUCAACAUUCUGUUGUGUCAACCCCAAAUUUCUAGCUAUCAUUGUGGAAUCAGCUGGGGGUGGUGCUUUCAUUGUUCUCCCGCUCAGCAAGGUAGGGAGAAUCAAUGCUGAUCAUCCACUAGUUGGAGGACACAAGGGCCCUGUAUUAGACAUAGCGUGGUGUCCUCACAAUGAUAAUGUUAUUGCAUCUGGCUCAGAAGAUUGUGUAGUCAAAGUAUGGCAUAUCCCGGACGGCGGAAUAUCAAGGACAUUGACUGAGCCUAUAGUUGACCUCAUAUACCACCAAAGAAGAGUUGGACUUGUUUUAUGGCAUCCAACUGCACAAAAUGUACUUCUAACAGCUGGAUCUGACAACCAAGUAGCAAUAUGGAAUGUCGGCACCGGGGAGGUGAUGGUGCGUAUAGAUUGCCAUCCUGACAUUGUAUACUGCGCCAGCUGGAACUGGGAUGGGUCACAGCUGGUCACUACUUGUAAAGAUAAGAAGAUAAGAUUGAUCAAUCCUCGUACCGGCAAUGUAGAUGAGGAAGCAGUCUGUCAUGAGGGCAGUAAAGCGACGCGAGCGAUUUUCUUGAAAAGUGGGCUCAUAUUCACCACUGGAUUCAGCAAAAUGUCUGAAAGACAAUACUCAUUGCGAGCCCCGGAACAACUCACUGAACCAAUAGUCAUGGUUGAAUUAGAUACUAGCAAUGGAGUGAUGUUCCCUCUUUAUGAUCCUGAUACCAAUCUAGUCUAUUUGUGUGGAAAGGGUGAUAGUGUGAUACGGUACUUCGAAAUCACAGCAGAGCUACCUUUCGUCCAUUAUAUCAACACAUUUCAAACUCCUGACCCACAGCGAGGCAUAGGAAUGAUGCCUAAGCGUGGAUGUGAUGUCAGCUCGUGUGAAAUCACCAGGUUCUACCGAUUGAACAACUCAGGCCUCUGUCAAGUCAUAACUAUGACGGUGCCAAGAAAAUCGGAACUGUUUCAAGAGGAUUUGUACCCGGAUACAUUGGGAGACACGGCCGCAUCGACGGCUGAAGAGUGGCUGGAAGGCAAGGACGCAGAACCACUGCUCAUCUCACUCAAAGACGGCUACACUCCCAAAUCUGCUCAAAAGUCGGAACUGCGCGUCAAUCGCAAGGCAAACUUGCUCGAAAAGAAAUCUGGCCGAGGCGACGGUGGUAACCAACAUUAUUCUUCAGAGUCCUUGCCGGAUGAUAUAAUUCAACAGUUCAAGGAAGAAAUACGCAAACUGAAAGCAAUGAUCGUCAAACAUGAAGAGAGGAUUCGAAUUCUUGAGAAAACUGCUAAGGAAUACGAAAGCGAGAAAGUCUCUGCCAGUAAUGUCGAAGAAAAGCCGAAUUCUGAUAAUGCUGCACCCAAUAAUGCUAAUUCUGACCUUGGUCCCGACGAGGUCUAAUAGGUGUUCACCAUGACUUCAACGUGAAAUAUCCGCAACCUGCCACUCACCAAAAAUUGAAACUAAAAAUGUACGAUUAUUAAAAAUAUAAAUAACAGAGUGUUCUGCACUCGAUCUGUUCACAACAGCCUAAACAUUUUAUUUCUAUUUAUUUCUCUUCUUCGAUUGGUUUGCUUUCCAAGCACACUGAUCAAAGCUUUCGGUUCUCACUCAUAUUGAAUGAAAUUCAUAUGUGCUGCAAAAGCGUUCAAAUUUAUCUAUUCAUACCGAAGAGGCCUUUUGUGUUCAAAGAAUUCUGAUCACCGGUGAUUAUUACGACACUCGAUGCCUUAUAACAAUAUCAAUUAUAUCUAUAAACUUAUGCAUUUUGAACUAGAUUAUCAGUUUUGUUGUUGUUAUUGUUGUUGUUUUUGCACUAAUUAACAUAGAUGUUAGUGCUGUAGCUUCAGUUGGGGCUCUUUUUCGAUUUGUACAUUUAACAGUUUUUAUUUUGUAUUUAUAUUUUAGGAUUAACCAAAGCCUGUAGCUUUAAGUGACUUGAGAAGACUGCAAACAUCACACGAUCAAAAUCUUGGAUAAAUUGUUAUGUAAUUAAUUUGUAUAAAAGAAUAAAUAUAUUUAAUUACAAAAUUGUUGUUUGUAUAUACAACAGUUAUUUAUUGCAAUAUGAAUUUUGUACUUUGAAUAGUUUAUUCGUACAGAUUUUAGCGGGUCUAGAAUGAAAAAUCUCUAGUUAUCAUUUCAAAUCACUGUUAUAUUUUUCAAAAUGAUUCUCCGUUCAUCUCCAUUGUUCGAGAAUAAUGAUUAACUUUGUUUGCUGUUGAAUGAUUUCGAGUUGAACUUAAAAACCGAUCUGCGAUUAAAUCAUUGCC